AUGUCCCCUGUUCCAGAAGCCAUCCUCCGCGCCCUCUCCCUGCCAGAUCCAUCCAAAGUCCAACUCUCCGGCCUAGGCUCCGGCUUCACAAGCACAGGCGCAAUCCGCGCGCAAGUCCCAAGCAAAAACGGAACCCCAGAAGAACGGCGCUACUUCGUGAAAACCUCCGCAAAUGGCCAAGUCGCUUCAGAAAUGUUCCGAGGCGAAUACAUAUCCCUAAACGCAAUCGCCUCCUCCGUGCCCGGCUUCUGUCCGCGCGCUUUAGCCUGGGGCGCCGUCGACGAAGAAAGCAGCAAACCAAAGAACUUCUUUCUGGUAACCGAGUUCCUUGAUCUCGGUGGUGCGAUGGGUCGGAGUAGCGGCGACGAAACUACACCCACGAGCUUGGCGCAUCGUCUGGGCAAAUUACAUACUACACCUGCGCCUGCGGAUCCGGAGACGGGACGGCGCAGAUUCGGGUUCCCUGUUCCGACGUUCUGUGGUGAUACGAAACAACCUAACAAGUUUCAUGAUAGCUGGGCCGAUUUCUACGCGAAUGAGCGUCUACUUACUAUUCUCGCGACGAGUGAGAAGCGGAAUGGGCGCGACGCGGGCUUGCGGGAGCUCGUUGAGAAGACGGCGGGUCAAGUUGUGCCGCGAUUGCUCGGUGAUGAUCAUCUAGGAUAUAACUCGCGCGGCGAAGGGGAGGGAAUUGUUCCUGUGGUCGUGCAUGGGGAUCUAUGGGGUGGGAACGCAGAUCGGGGCAGAAUUGUGGGUAAUGGAGGUGAUGAGAAGCCUGGAGACGUGGUUUAUGAUGCCUGUGCAGUUUAUGGGCAUAGUGAGUUUGAGUUGGGCAUCAUGCAUAUGUUUGGUGGGUUUGGGUCGAGGUUUUUCGAACAGUAUCAUCGUAUUGUGCCGAAGACUGAGCCUGUGGAGGAGUAUGAUGAUCGGGUGCGAUUGUAUGAGCUGUGA
Penicillium cinerascens is the source of this 951-nucleotide messenger RNA. Its product is annotated as putative fructosamine-3-kinase. The coding region runs from base 1 to 951 and encodes 316 amino acids. The transcript has a single exon. The record is from RefSeq and is a predicted model, not a curated record. Lineage: Eukaryota; Fungi; Ascomycota; Eurotiomycetes; Eurotiales; Aspergillaceae.